Molecule: messenger RNA, 1752 nt
Organism: Alternaria postmessia
Lineage: Eukaryota; Fungi; Ascomycota; Dothideomycetes; Pleosporales; Pleosporaceae
Exons: 2
Coding region: 1-1752 (583 amino acids)
Source: RefSeq, a predicted model, not a curated record
AUGGAGUCGGCACAUCUUAUCCAGGCUCAUGAUCACGCCCGCACUGCCGCGACCGCGACCAGCACCAACAGCGUCGCGACUGCGGGGCAGGAGCAUGACCUUGCCGCGACCGCCUUCCACAAUGCCCAACAAGAUACCCAUGAUGCUGAGGCCCGUCGCAUCCUCAGUCUCCUCGAAGACCACCAUCGCAAGCUCGCCGGCCUGAUCAAAGAGGCGCCGCGCAAGGAGAAGAAGACAGCAGAUGCCAGCAAACACCAUUCCGAGUCCUCCACCCUCUCCCCGUUAGCGAAUGCCUCGUCAUCACGAGUAUCCGCAUCCAAAGCAUCUUCUCCGACUCCUCCAACAUCUCGCCGCAGACUCCCCCAGUCCUCGAUAGCCACCAAUCUCGCCGAAAAGCGCGGCAUACCCAGCGCAAAGAGAGCCGCCAGUGGCGCCUCGCCCAACGUACCAGGCGCUGCAGCUGGUCGGAAUGAGCAACCGUCUACGCCGGUACGGGAUCUCUUGGCCCAACAGUCGCGCAAGACAGAAGUGAGCGCUGGCAGAGACGCGGCCAAGCAGCUGAAAGAUGCCUCGCCACGCCCUGCAUCACCGCCCGCCGAAGACAACUUCAGCCGCUUCUAUUCGGCUUUUGGGGGCGUCAUAUCCGCAAUCAGCGCCCCACUGGCUUUCACCUCCCUUCCACUCAACCCAUCUGCACCAACGCCAGUGUCUGAGACGCCCAGGGAAGAGACGUCAUCCAAGACCAGGUCACGACCACACUCUCCAGAAGCUUCCAGGACCGUCAAAUCCUCAGUUCCCGACCUCGCUGCCCUGAUAAGCAAGCCUGCACUGCGCGCUCUGCGAGAGGAUGGCGCGCCUGGACCUAACGAAAGCUUCUACUUGGUGCCAACAUCAAGUGGCGGGGUUACAUACGCCAGUGUCCUUCGCGAUCCGAAUGCAACGAAUGUGUCACCCAACACACAGCUUAACGCGAUCGACGAGGGCUCCGGCUCGUUGCGAGGGAGUUCACAUGAAGAAUUUGUCGAUGCGCGAGAGAACGUAGGCCCGCCGUCACCCACCAAAGCACGUCGUCCUCCUUCUCGCGGAAACCCAAGCACCGCCGUAACACCCCAACGCUCCAUACCAGCCGGCAGAGGCUCAGGUCUCAAGACCAUGGAAGAGCUGGCUCUAGAGAACGAUACCCUCAAGACCGUCAUCGACAAACAAGCCAAACGCAUCCAGAUGUGGGAACUAAACUCCCAGAACUCUUUUAACGCCCUCGCACAGUCGUUCCGUGCUCGAGGCCCCGGACGAGGCUCCAGCGACCCUAAUGCACUCGCUCAAGCCCUCGCUGCUCAAGGCAUCAACCACCUCCCAGCUCUUCCUUCCCCUCCUAUACCAGGCCAGACACAACAACAACGACAACCUACUUCUCCCGGUCAAGCCCCAACUUCAGCUCCCGACGCUGACGCCGCAAAACGUAUCGCAGAUCUCGAAGCCAUGCUUGCUUCUCAAAACGCCAAAGUCAACGACUUGAUGAGCAACAAUGAGAAGCUGGCCAAGCAAAAUGAGAGGAACACACAGGUCUUGAGUCGAUACAGAGAGCAGUGGGAGAAGCUCAAAGCUGGUGCGAGGAAGAAGGAACAGGAAAGACGAGAGAGAAAGGUCGGCGAUGUUAGGGUUGGGGAGUCGACCAAAGACAGCGAGGUUGUUGAAGCGCAAGGGGAGGGUGAAGAAGAGCUGGACGAGGAACCUGGGUUUGGAAAGGCUUGA